GAUCUUUACCAAACUGUACCUUCAGUCGGUCAGUAAAGAUGGAGACAGGCGGAGCGUAUGGGGGUGGAAAGGCGGGUGCUCCGUUUGAUCCUAUACAAUUUGUACAGAGACCGCAAGUUAUUUUGAGAGCAGCAUGUUUGCUGUUCGCAAUAAUUGUAUUUGGAUGUAUUUCGUCUCAAGGCUACAGGUUUGAUCGUGAAACUAAGAAAGAUGUUUGCCUAUAUAAUGAAGAUACCAAUGCCUGCAACUAUGGUGUUGGAAUUGGAGUUAUAGCAUUUCUUGCUUCAAUCGGUUUUCUUGUCGGAGAAUUCAUGUUUGAGCAAAUGUCUUCAGUCAAGACUCGAAAGCACUAUGUGCUUGCUGAUUUGGGAUUUUCAGGUUUAUGGACAUUUUUGUAUUUUGUCGGCUUCUGUUACUUAACAAAUCAGUGGAGCCAGUCAAGCACGCCGAAAGGAGGAAUUGGAGUCAAUGACGUUCAAGCUGCCAUUGCCUUCUCCUUCUUUUCUAUUUUUACUUGGGCAGGCUGUGCGUGGUUUGCUUACCAGCGAUUCCGCCAGGGAAGUGAUGCUGCAUUCAAUCCCAGUUAUGAAGCUGAUCCAGGCUCUGUUCCUGGAGGUGCUCCAUAUUCCUCAUAUCCUGUCAGUCAGGAUGUUGAUGGGGCUUACCAGGAUCCACCAUUUUCAGCUAAUCAGACAAGGGUUCAAAGUGUAGAAGCUCUGUAA
Schistocerca nitens (vagrant locust) is the source of this 722-nucleotide messenger RNA. RefSeq names its product synaptogyrin (gene Syngr). Gene Ontology annotation, cellular component: neuromuscular junction; synaptic vesicle membrane. Lineage: Eukaryota; Metazoa; Arthropoda; Insecta; Orthoptera; Acrididae. The transcript is spliced from 5 exons. The record is from RefSeq and is a predicted model, not a curated record. The coding region runs from base 39 to 722 and encodes 227 amino acids.